Meloidogyne enterolobii is the source of this 1650-nucleotide messenger RNA. Lineage: Eukaryota; Metazoa; Nematoda; Chromadorea; Rhabditida; Meloidogynidae. The record is from the annotation of a GenBank genome assembly.
CACAAAUUAAAAAUUAGCAAAAAUAAUAACAACAAAAUCUCAAAUAAAAAUAAUAUUAAUCAUUGGACGAUGGAAAUGACCGUUCUAGGAAAUAGAGUCAGUAUUCUAACCGCAGAUGGUCACAAAGUUGUACCGAUUGGUGGAAAGAUGGGUGAUUAUUUUGAAGGAAAAGAUGGAAAAUUGAGGAAAGGAGGAGGUUUGGGGUGGUUAUUAGCGGCAUUCUUUGUAGUUGCGGAUAUGGCUGGAGGGGGAAUUGUUGCUUUACCUACAGCCGUUGUUAGAUGCCAAUUUUUCCCCGGACUUAUUUUACUUGCUGUAAUGGCUCUAAUCUCAACAUUCUCGGCUGUUAUGCUAGGCAAUUGUUGGGAAAUAUUAGUGAGGAGAUUUCCCGAUUAUAGGACACAUUGUCGAAAACCUUAUGCAGAAAUUGGUUAUAGAGCACUUGGACCUUUAAUGAAAACAAUUGUUUCUACUUGUGUUAAUAUUACACAAUUUGGAGCUUCAACUGUAUUUUUACUGUUGAGUGCCAAAAACAUUCGUGAUUUUCUACGCGCAUUUUUUCAUGUUGAUAUAAGUUCUUGUUUAUUAGUUUUGGUUGUUGCUUUAGUUUUAUUACCUGUUACAUUACUUAAAUCACCAAAUGAUUUCUGGCCAGUUAUUGUUGGGGGAAUGUUAAGUACAGGAAUUGCAAUUGUUUUGAUUUGUUUGGGUGCUUUCCUUGAUAUCGGUUCUUGUUCUCCUGUUCGAGAAUUUCCUCAAUUUUCAUUAUCUAAUUACCUCGUUGCUUUGGGAACAAUGUUAUUUACUUAUGGGGGGCAUUCAGCAUUUCCAACAAUUCAACAUGACAUGAAAAGACCCUCACAUUUUGAUCGUUCUGCAAUUUUUGGAUUUAUUUUAAUGUCAUUUUUUAAUUUUGGUGUUGUUUCUCUUACCGGUUUAGUUUAUGGAAAUAGUUUAAGAGAUUCUGUUAUUAACUCAAUUCAAACAGUUUGGAUUCAACAAGCAGUUAAUUUAAUGAUAACUGCACAUUGUCUUUUAACAGUAACUUUAAUUAUUAAUCCAUUAAAUCAAGAAGUGGAGGAACUUUUUGAUGUCCCUCACGAAUUUUGUUGGAAAAGAGUUGUUGUUAGAACGGGAGUAAUGGCUUCAAUAGUUUUUGUAGCCGAAUCAGUUCCAAGUUUUGGACCUGUACUCGACUUUUUUGGUGGUUCAACAGUAGCAUUAACUUCUGUUAUUUUCCCCUGUCUUUUUUAUCUUUUUUUGGCGGCCGGUGAGAAAAAAGCGAAUGAAUCAGCACAUUUUGGGAAUGAAAAACCGCCAACUUUAUCUGAAAUGAUUCAACGUACAGAUAGACGAAUGUUAUUUAUUUGUGGAUUUGUUAUUGUUUUAUCUUCAUUAGCCGGCAUAAUAGCAACAAUUUCUGCUUUAAUCUCUUUAAUGGGCACAGCAUUUACCCCUCCCUGUUAUCUUAGCCAUUUAUUUGUUGAUAAAAAUUUAAAUAAUAAUUUUAAUAAUGAAAGUAUUUUGGCUAAUUCCUCGUCUUUUCUUUCGUCUUUGAGUGCUACUAAUUGUUGUGGUCCUUUCCAAAAUAUUUCUAGAUAUGGAUCAACAAAUGGAAAUUGUAUUGCCGCAGAUCUUCAUUUUUAUUGA